This is a messenger RNA of Sturnus vulgaris (Common starling), 2010 nucleotides long. RefSeq names its product calcium homeostasis modulator family member 2 (gene CALHM2). Gene Ontology annotation, molecular function: monoatomic cation channel activity. The record is from RefSeq and is a predicted model, not a curated record. Gene Ontology annotation, cellular component: plasma membrane. Lineage: Eukaryota; Metazoa; Chordata; Aves; Passeriformes; Sturnidae.
GCACGUUUCAAACUGAAGCCUUUGCAAAGUAUUAAGGCUGUUUUCAAAAGAUUUUGUUUCGCCCAUCAGACCAGCCUUGGCUGCAUCCCAACUCCUGCACAGCCCUGUGUGCUGAUGGAAACCCCUCAUGACCAGAGCCUGAGCAAAAAAAAUACAGGAAGUGCUGAGAAGGCUCCAGAACUGGUUUCAACCACUUUUUCAAGUUUGGGAGAUCAUCAAGACUUUGCCAGUGAUGCUGACAAUAAUUGCCUCCAUGGGAGGUGACUAAAACCAAACAGAAGGAAAGACAACAAACAUGCAAUUGAGAGGGACAGAAAGAGAUGUCUCACCUGUCAUCUUUGCUGUAGUGAAGCUUUUGGAAGGCUUUUUAGUGGGAAACUAAAAUGGCUGAGGUUUCACACAUUGCUUAGGUGAAGUAUCUUUUUUUGAAGUAUCCCUGGUAUCACCAACCAGCUCCAGAGGCUGGGACAGUUGGUGGGAGGAAGGGACAUCAGUGAAGGUGUCUUGCUCCUGGAACAGCUCCUUGCACAUCAGCUAGCACCAGGCCAUUUCAUCCCCCUCUGGAGUGUCCCUCGGUGCAGUUCCCCACUGCACACACCUCUCAGCCCCCGGACGAGAUGGCUGCCCUCAUCGCUGAGAACUUCCGCUUCCUCUCCUUAUUCUUCAAGAGCAAAGAUGUGAUGAUUUUCAAUGGUUUGGUGGCCCUGGGCACAGUGGGGAGCGAGGAGCUCUUCUCAGUUGUUGCCUUCAACUGCCCCUGCUCCCCUGCCCGCAACUACAUCUAUGGGCUGGCUGCCAUCGGUGUCCCGGCCCUGGCCCUCUUCCUCAUUGGUGUCAUGUGGAAUAACCACACCUGGAACCUGGUGGCCGAGUGCCACAAGCGCGGCGUCAAGAACUUCUCUGCUGCUGCCACCUUCCUCCUCUUCGGCUCCAUCCUGGGCCGAGCAUCCGUGGCACCCAUCACUUGGUCGGUCAUCUCGCUGCUGCGUGGGGAAGCUUACAUCUGUGCCCUCAGCGAGUUUGUCAAGCCAUCCUCCCUGGACAAGUUUCCAGCUGAGUACGGGGCCGAGGUGCUGGCCAAGUUCCCCUGUAGAGACGUCCCUGCAAACCUCACCAAGUUCAGGGACGAGGUGACACGGAGGCUGAGAUACGAGUCCCAGCUCUUUGGCUGGCUGCUCCUCGGCAUCGUUGCCGUCCUGGUUUUCCUCACCAAGUGCCUGAAGCACUGCUGCUCGCCACUGAGCUACCGGCAGGAGGCCUACUGGGCCCAGUACCGCUCCAACGAGGACAAGCUCUUCCGACGCACGGCCGAGGUCCACUCCAGGAUCCUGGCAGCCAAGAAUGUGAAACAAUUCUUUGGCUUUGUGGCACUGGACAAGGAGGAGAAGGAGCUGGUGCAGGAGUUCCCGGUGGAGGGCGUCCAGCCGAGCCCCCAGUGGAAUGCCAUCACAGGUGUCUACAUCUACCGAGAGAACAAGGGCUUUCCCCUCUACAGCCGCCUCCACAAAUGGGCCAAAGGGGUGGAAGGGAAUGGGCCAACCCCAGAAGGCCACGAACUGCUGUUUUUAGCUUCCUAAGACACAUGUGCACCCCACUUCCCCACACUGCCUGUAUCAGUGCUCAGCUGAGGGAUGCACUGGGAACAUUCCUCCUGGCGGGAUUAUUACUUCUCUCAGCAGGUAAACAGGAAUCAACAGCCUCAAGGCAGAGACUGAUAAGCAAUACCCUGAGCUGGGGAACCCCUCCCUUGGAAACAGCAAUCUCACUGCUGUUCCUAGAGACACAGGGGAGCAAAGAGCAGAUGCUGGGCAGGUCCCAGAGCACUUUACAGACUUUACAGGCUUCUUUUGCAGGCAAAAGGAAGCAGUGGGUAAAUUUCUGUCUUGGUUUGAAAGACAGGUGUCUGCUAAGGAAAGCACAAGCCUCUUUUGAUAUAGAAAAUGUACCCCCCCCCUCCAAAUUAUUAUAAUUUUGAAAUUAAGGAGCUCUCAGGCAAAGAUAUGGGAAUAG